Monopterus albus (swamp eel) is the source of this 2447-nucleotide messenger RNA. Its product is annotated as transmembrane protein 106C-like. Bases 300 to 1142 code for a protein of 280 amino acids. The transcript has 8 exons. NCBI's taxonomy places the organism in Eukaryota, Metazoa, Chordata, Actinopteri, Synbranchiformes, Synbranchidae. The record is from RefSeq and is a predicted model, not a curated record.
AUUAUCGUCCCACACUCCAGCCCAGCAGGUGGCGGUAAUGCAACUUAGGUUGGCUUGCAAACCGCCAAUAAACACAGUAGGAGGAAGAAGUGUUUAAGCAAGAGUGACAAAGUUGGCUUGUCUUGUCUAAAGGAUGGGAUAGAGUCGGCAAGAAACUGACUUCAGCAGCAGACGAGUUUAGUCAGUGUCGUCGAAGUCUGUUCCUGCUUCAGACGCAGUUUCCUCUACCUCGAUCGUUUGGUUCAGUAAACCAGGACAGACGCCUAUCGACGGGCAGCAGACUUUAAGGCAGCACCGCCAUGGGAAUACGACUGUCCCGAAGCGGCAGUAGACUGCGACUCCUCCCGGAGAGGCACUGCUCCGGGCCUCGGGGAGAGAACAGAGACUCCGAUAAUGAUUCUCUGGAUGGGCUCGACCGUCGGGAGGACAUCGCUAAAUUCCCAUACGUGGAGUUCACCGGCAGGGACAGUAUAACCUGUCCGACGUGUCAAGGCACCGGGCGGAUGCCUUCAGAGCAAGUUAAUGAACUGGUUGCACUGAUCCCAUACAGUGACCGAAGGCUGCGGCCCCAGAGAACGAAGCUGUACGUGGUCCUGUCUGUUACUCUGUGCCUCCUGGUGUCUUCGCUCGUUGCCUUCUUCCUCUUCCCUCGCUCUGUGGUGGUGGUAGACGGCGGGAUACGCUCGGUGACUGUCCACUUCAACCAUUCCAGUAACAAAGUCCUGAUGAACAUGACGAGCACGCUCAACUUCAGCAACCCAAAUUUCUUCUCGGUGCUGGUGCAGAGUGUGAACUGCCAGGUCCUUUACAUGAAGACGGUGAUCGGAUCACGGCUGCUAGACCUCGCCACCAGUAUCCUGCCACUCAGCGAGCGUCAGGUGAACUAUACGGUCGGCGUGGAGAUUGGUAGCAGUGUGCCCUACGUCUUUGCCUUCUGCACCAUGCCCAGCAUCAAGGUCCACAACAUUCUUGUAUUUAUGCAAAUGUCAGUGAAAACCUCGUACAUGGUGCGGACGUCCCAGAACAGCCUCGAGGCCUAUCGUUACUUAGACUGCGGUUCCAACACCACAUACCACCAGAUGACCAGGCAGAAGCGCCUCUCCUCUACCCACUCCCCAGUCUUCAGUGCCCCUCUGCUGUGAGUGCAACAGCCUUAGACAACAAGGAUCGACAUUUCUCUUGAGGUGGGAGAAUGUGGUGCAAACUCCAGGAUGGCUUUUCCACUUGUAUGCAGACAAAAACACCAAAUGGUUCUUCUAACCGCAUGCAGUAACAUUAAACUGCUGUUUCCUGGAAAACACGAGUGUAGCAGGGAAUGUCGUGAACAGCAACAGUCGCUGGUUGUGACUGCACAUGAGCUUCCAUUGGACAGCCCAGAGGCAGUAGUCAAGUGGUUUUGUUGUGGUUGUUGUUAAGAUGACUCCAAGUGAAAUGACUGAACCUGAAGCUUUAACACCUUGUGUCACUGAAUAUUUAAUAUUUCUUGGUGGGGCUUCUGCUUAUCUGAACUAAUCAUGUUUAAAAAGGAACUUUUGCCAUUUCAAACCUGCCAACUGGAUGAGUCACAUUUUUCCUGUAGUGUAAACAGAGCAGCAAACAGAAUGAGUCAUUGCCUGUUCUGGAAACGGGACAGAUGCCAGGGAAAGCCCUGUUCUCAAAGGGAAAUGUUUCCAGCUGACAGUCAAGUGUUAGGGGAAACUUGUCGUGACGCUGCAGAGCUCAAUGUGUGUCUGCUGCUCUUGUUGGUGAAGGAUCAGGAGAGUGUCUCCCACCAAAGCUCGAUUGACUUUGCACUGUCACACUGUGCUGACUUAAGGCUGCUGGCCUCUGUGGAUCUAAUGUGAGGAAUCAUUUAGUGAUGGUGUUUUUGCACCUUGAAUGUAGCUCAGUGUAUUAAACAGUUUUUGGUAUGUUAUUUAAAUCUGUUGAAAAUGGCAUUUACAUAUUAAACAUAUCACAAGUGUUUGAAUUUUUUUUUUCGUUCCUGUCAUCUCAGUACGUUUAAGUACACUGACUAGACUUAAUUUAACAUAUCAGUGAGGCUUGUGUUGAUGUGACCUGUGAUCCUUUAAAUCAAUUGGUGUCCUUUUUCCUCAGUCAUUACAAUGGACACUGCAGCCUUGAAUAAUAUUGGUAUGUUGGUACCACCAACAUACAUCACACAGUAUUAGCUGGUUAGGAUCUGUACACAGUAUCCGCUCCACCAUGGCCUGAACAGCCCAGGUAUACAGGAGCAUGUAUACACCAUGUGUGUGCAUUGCUAGGUGUGCUAACAAUGGCUCUGUCUGACUGAGUGCAAGUAGAUUUACCUUAUCUUUCACUGUGCAUUUUACUCAACUCCUCUGUAGAUUAUUGAACUAAAAACCUCUCAUUUCACAUCACUCAGUCUGUUAUCUUGCAGCCUGCUGGUUUUAAGUGUCUGCUCCGUUUGGCUGUUUGUUGAAACA